AUGUCCCCCGAUCCAGAAAAGCCAGACUCUACACCUGUGAGAGAAAAAGAAGGAGGAGAGCCAACAAUACAACAACAUCCAUCCUCUCCUCCUGCCGACUCCGAUCCCAAAUCUCUCCCAAAAUCAGCCUCCCAACACCGCCCAGACGAAACCCAACAUGCCGCCCAAGAAGAAGCCUUCACCGACGACGAAGACUCCUCCUCCGUCGAGGAAUGGCCCAAGAUUCCCUUCUCCAAAGCCCGCUGUAUCGCCAUCGUAGCCACCACCACCGGCGCCAGCUUCAUGAAUACCUUCUCCAUCCAAUCCACAGUCAUCAUCCUCCCCGUCAUAGGCCGCGACCUCAACAUCCCCUCCAGCCGCCUGCAAUGGAUCGUGUCGGCCUACGCUCUCGCUUUUGGCUGCUUCCUGCUCCUGUGGGGCCGCAUCGCCGACAUUUACGGGAAGCGCAUCAUUUUUGCUUCGGGGACGGCGUGGGUUGCUGUUAUUAGUGCGAUUAAUCCGUUUUUGAGGAAUGAGAUUGCUUUUUCGCUGUUUCGCGGGCUGCAUGGCUUGGGAGCCGCUGCAAACGUUCCCACGGCCAUUGGCAUCCUCGGAACGUUAUUCCCGCCCGGCAAGGCUAAGAACUACGCCUUUAGCUCAUACGCCGCCGGUGCCCCCCUCGGCGCCGUCUUCGGGAACCUCGUCGCCGGCUUCAUCGCCGAAUACACCACCUGGAAAUGGGUAUUCGCAGUAAUGGCCAUCGUCUCCGGCAUCAUAGCCGUCAUAAGCCUCUUCGUCAUCCCUCCCCCCUCUGCCGCCCAGCCACCUCCGACCAUCACCGACGACAACCCCACCGUCACAGCCACUCCUCCCGUGAAACCCUCCCUCGCCUCCGUGGACUGGAUAGGCGGCGUCCUCAUCACAGUCGGCAUCCUCGUCCUCCUCUUCGCCCUAACGGAAGGCAACGUAGUAGGCUGGUCCACCCCCUGGAUCCCCACCCUCAUCGUCGUCUCCCUCCUCAUCAUCGCCGCCUUCGUAACCUGGCAAUGGUACCUCGAGACACGCACCUCCCGCCCGCCCCUCAUGAAAGUCUCCAUCUUCAAGAACGCACAGUUCUCCGCCGCCCUCGUCAUCAUGGGCCUCUUCUUCUCCUCCUUUAAUAAUUUCCUCAUCUACGCUACUUUUUACUUUCAGGAUUACCAGCAGCUCUCUACGCUGCAGACGACGCUCCGGUUUCUCCCUACAGGGAUCGCGGGUGCUAUCGUCGCCGCCAUCGUCGCGCCGCUGUUGUCGCGCAUCCCGACGCAGUACUUCCUCCUCUUCGGAAACCUCGCCGUCUCCCUCGCCUCCCUCCUCUUCGCCGUCCCCAUCGACCCCAGGACGACAUACUUCGCCUACGGCCUCCCCGCCAUGGUCCUCUCCGUCAUGGGCGCCGACACAACCUGGCCCUCCCUCACCCUCUUCACCUCCCACUGCCUAUCUCCGCAGGACCAGGCCCUCGGCGGCGCCCUCAUCAAUGCCGUCGGCCAGGUCGGUCGCUCCAUCGGCCUCGCCAUCUCCACGACCGUCCAGACAGCCGUCAUGGCCCGCGAGCGAAACGUUCCCGUUCAGAAGGUCGGCGAGGUCAAGCCUUGGGAUGAACCGUCGCUUUUAGGUCUGCGAGCGGCGAACUGGACGACUUUUGCGCUGGGGAUUUGUUCGCUUUUGGUCGUUGCUGCGGCGUUUAGGGGCACGGGCAUCAUCGGAAAGGCGGAUGCGCCCGCGUCGGGGGGCAUGACGAGGAGGAAUAGAAGGGAUGGCGGUGGGGAUGGUACGACGCCAGCACCGGACGAGAGCGCUGCCGCUGCGAAUAGGAAUGGCGAAGGAGGAGAUGUAACGGAAUCGAAGGAGGUCAGAAGGAAUUAA
This is a messenger RNA of Scedosporium apiospermum, 1884 nucleotides long. RefSeq names its product Drug resistance protein. Gene Ontology annotation, biological process: transmembrane transport. Gene Ontology annotation, cellular component: membrane. Bases 1 to 1884 code for a protein of 627 amino acids. Gene Ontology annotation, molecular function: transmembrane transporter activity. NCBI's taxonomy places the organism in Eukaryota, Fungi, Ascomycota, Sordariomycetes, Microascales, Microascaceae. The record is from RefSeq and is a predicted model, not a curated record. The transcript has 4 exons.